AACCCGAAGUCUAGGGUUUCGUUAGUGGUAAGCUCUGAAGCUAAUCUAGGUUUUGUAAAAUCCAUCAGCGAUGGAACAGCAGAUCUCGGAGAAUCUAUCAUCAACAACGUCCAGAAGUGAAACGCAGUUCUCAGAACCACCAAUCCCUAACGAUCUGAUUGUCGAGGUAUUCUCUCGAGUCCCGGGAAAGUCUAUAGCUAGGUUUCGAUGCGUAUCUAAAUACUUGGCAUCGAUCCUUCGUCGUCAUGAUUUCACCGAGUUGUUUUUGACCAAGUCUUUGACUCGUCCACGUCUCCUUUUCACCGUGAAAGCUAAGGGAAAGUUGUUGCUCUACUCUACACCUCAGCCUCAUAAUCCAGACGAUAACUCUUGUCUUGUAGCUACUCCAUAUCAUACGUCUUUUCCCGAAUAUUUUCCAUCUGAUAUGUGUAGCACAGUUUGUGGAUUGGUAUUGCUUCAGGAAUAUUGGAAAAUAAAGGUGCGGGUGAUUUGUAACCCUGUCACAGGACAGUUCUUAACCUUACCCAAAGUUCUUCUAAAAGAAAAGAACUUGCCCAAAGUGGAAGCCAAGAGAAACCGAGCAGAGAUUGAAGGAAUGUAUUUAGGGUAUGAUCCAAUCGGGAAACAGUUCAAAGUGUUGUGUAUGACCUCGUCACGUGAUGAAAGACCAAACACCCAUCAGGUUUUGACAUUG
This is a messenger RNA of Raphanus sativus (radish), 694 nucleotides long. Its product is annotated as putative F-box protein At1g53360. NCBI's taxonomy places the organism in Eukaryota, Viridiplantae, Streptophyta, Magnoliopsida, Brassicales, Brassicaceae. Gene Ontology annotation, molecular function: protein binding. The transcript has a single exon. The record is from RefSeq and is a predicted model, not a curated record. The annotation marks the transcript as partial.